UGGAGGCAUGGAAAGCAGACACACUGAGCUGAGCCUCUCGCUGAGCACAACCACUUCAAGAAGAAACUACGAGACAACAUCUGUCAACUGCCAACAUGAAGGCCACACUUGCCACCAUUGCUCUCCUCGUCCUCGCUCUAGGCUGGACCUCUGAGGCUGUGCAAGUUGAGGAAAAUGGACUCUCCUUUUCCCUGGAAGCGGUCAAAAGACUUCAGGAGCUGACGGAGGCCAGAGCCAUGGCAGGACAACUCAGUAGCCCUCGACUCAAGGCCAGCACCGUGUCCCUCUGUGCUGAGCCCAUGCUCCCGCAGGAGUUCCUGCCUCUCUGCAAGCAGAGAGGAGCCUCUGCAUCCCUCAUUAGAUUAGCUGCUGUUCCCUUGGACGUCUGUGAGAUCUGCGCUUUUGCUGCCUGCACCGGUUGCUAAAUGCUCACCGCAUGCCUACAUGUCUGACCACGCUUAAAACGAAUGAUUCUUUUGUUUUUCAUCACCAUCAACUAUUUUUCAGGGAAUUUCUAAGAUUUCUUUUUUUUUUUAACUCCAAAUUUUUUUAGGGACAAACAAACUGUUUGUCCCUGAAGGUCUGACUACUGUGUAUCAGACAACUUAAUUUCUGAAUUAUUUGAAAAACCGAAAUGGCCCCAAAAGAAAAAAUAGAAUCCGACUAAGGAGCAUUUUGCAAACUGUUACUUUUAUGCAUCAUAACUUUUUAUUUCUUCACAGCCUGCUCUUUAGCAUAUAUAUUAUGUUUGGAUUUUACAUGGUUUGUUACAUUUCUCCUAUCUUGCUUUAUAUAUUUAAAGAUAUGUGUUCUUUCUUCAUUUUCUUCUUUUUUAUCAUUAAUAUUUUGAAUAAAAAGCCUUCAUUCAUACAUCGUGAGUGUAUUGUGCUCUUUCCAAAGGAUUGUAUUUGCACCAUCACUUUGGCAAUGGCAGAAAGAGUGUUCGUUAAAAGAGUCAUAAAGUUAAGGAGAGUCAUUUGUCUUUGCAAGUUAUGGGUAAAGACAUUAUAAAAUGAUGAAAAUA
Menidia menidia (Atlantic silverside) is the source of this 1024-nucleotide messenger RNA. Lineage: Eukaryota; Metazoa; Chordata; Actinopteri; Atheriniformes; Atherinopsidae. The record is from the annotation of a GenBank genome assembly.